AUGGAGGGAAAGUCGAUGAUAUCAGAAUCACAACCAGAAAGCGCGAUUCUACUCACCAAAAUCAAAGAAUUCACUCGAGGUUUAUUGGUGAAUCUCAGCAACAAACACUCACCGAUCAUUCUCAUCGAUCGAUUCAGAAAUCACUGCACCCUUCCAGAUUCCAUCUGUUUCUGUAGUUCCAAUUUGCCGUGUGACAAGGAAGUUCUCACACUUUGCAAGGAAACGCACGUUCACAGACUAGAUGUCAUGUUGAGAGUUCUGCUGAUUGUUCAGAAGCUUUUGCAAGAGAACAAACAUAGUUCCAAGAGAGAUAUUUAUUACAUGCAUCCGUCUGUGUUUUUGGACCAAUCAGUUGUGGACCAUGCUAUUAAUGAUAUAUGUGUCCUUAUGCAGUGCAGUCGCCAUAACCUCAAUGUGGUUUCUGCCGGGAAUGGGUUAGUUAUGGGCUGGAUAAGAUUUGUCGAAGGAAAAAAGAUAUUUGACUGCAUCAGUUCUCCCAACACUGCUCACCCUAUUCCGGUUUAUGUCGAAGAAAUUAAAGAUAUCGUGAGUGUUGCUCAGUACAUAUUAGUUGUUGAGAAAGAAUCAGUUUUCCAUAGAUUAGCAAAUGACCAGUUCUGCAAUUCAAACCAUUGCAUUGUCAUCUCUGGAAGAGGCUACCCUGAUAUUCCUACAAGAAGGUUUUUGCGGCUUUUGGUUGAGAAUUUGCACAUACCUGCUUAUUGCUUGGUGGAUUGUGAUCCUUAUGGCUUUGAUAUCUUAACCACUUACAAAUUUGGCUCAAUGCAAAUGGCUUAUGACACGAAACAUCUUCGUGUCCCAGAGAUAUACUGGCUUGGAGCUUUUCCUUCAGAUUCUGAGAAAUACUUUGUUCCAAAGCAGUGCCUCCUUCCUUUGACUGCUGAAGAUAAGAGAAAAAUUGAAGCCAUGUUGCUUAGAUGCUACCUGCAAAGAGAGGUCCCACAAUGGAGGUUGGAGCUCAAAAUGAUGUUGGAGAAAGGAGUGAAGUUUGAGAUUGAAGCUUUAUCUGUGCACGCACUUUCAUUCUUGACAGAGUCUUAUAUACCAUCCAAACUUCAUGGUCAAGUUAACAUCUAG
Messenger RNA from Vicia faba (fava bean), 1098 nucleotides. Lineage: Eukaryota; Viridiplantae; Streptophyta; Magnoliopsida; Fabales; Fabaceae. The record is from the annotation of a GenBank genome assembly.